Messenger RNA from Mercurialis annua (annual mercury), 2547 nucleotides. Its product is annotated as BTB/POZ domain-containing protein At3g50780. NCBI's taxonomy places the organism in Eukaryota, Viridiplantae, Streptophyta, Magnoliopsida, Malpighiales, Euphorbiaceae. The transcript is spliced from 2 exons. The record is from RefSeq and is a predicted model, not a curated record. The coding region runs from base 698 to 2305 and encodes 535 amino acids.
ACAUUAAAGUCCACAACAAAAUAAAAUUUACAUUAAAGAAAAAAAAAAGGAACAAGAUGAUGAUGAGAGACAGGCGUGUUUGAUCACUGAGAAAAUGCUUUUGAGUAGAGAGAGAAACAGAAUAUUUGCAGAGAAAUAGGCUAAAAAGCAUGCAAAUUUUUGUAGACCCACAUCACAAAAAUAAUCAUCAAAAGCAUAUAUUAUAUAGUUUUUGCUUAUAUAGAUACACAUUAACCUAAGUCCCCAUAACUUACAACUUUUUUGUUAUCUGGUUCCCUUAAUGCUUAACACUUGAAUUCUUUCUCAAUGAUUUUACUGCAGGAAUUUCAAAACUAGGAGAUUAUAAUUUGAGAUGGUAAGUUUUUUUUUUGAUGUGGGUGUGUCAAAGUUGUAAUCUUUUUGGUUGUAUUUAAUGUGUUUUUGUUUGGGAUUUGAUCUGUUUUUAGAUAUGUAUAAUGUAUGUUUUUUUUUGUAGGGAUCUAUGCUUGAAAUUUUGAAAAGAUUUUUUCUUUUUGUUUUUCUUGGAAUUUACAAGAUUGUUUAGUUUUGCCAUGUUUAUGAGUUUACUUGAAAUUAAAUUUUAGGUUGGUGAAUCUUGAAAAAGCAAUAAAUUUUAGGUUGGAAAUCCUAGGAUUAAAGACCACAUCUUUCCAUUUUUCAUAUGAUAAAUUAGAGUUGUUUUAGCUUGUUCUUAAACAUGGCUGAAAUUAGAUUAGCUAGAGUAGAACAAGGCCAAACCAAAAUUAGAAAUGUCCCAAUUGCUGUAACACCAGAAGGUUUUUGGUGUUGCCCUUCUCCUGUUGUGUUUCAAAAGACAGUUAAGAAUCAAAAUCCUUUAAACAAAACUAAACCCUCCUCACCGCCACCACCUAAGGCUACAGUCCCGAAGAAACAAGCCUCGUCGGAUGAGAGAAAGCCGGCUCCUGCGUCCUUUAGACCGGGAGUUGGUGCUGAUGAUCAGCGCAAUUGCGGUUCUGAUACUCCUAGUGUUAGUGCUUCUGCUGUUAAUGAGAGAGCGCCGAGGCCUAAAAUUGAAAGUGCCCCGAGGAAAGUGGCGAUUGAAUUUGGGGAACCUGGAACUAGUGAUUUGAAGGUGAUCUUACUUGGAAAGCAAGGGUUCUGUGUAAAGCUGAGUGUUCACAGGAAUGUCUUAGUGGAGAACAGUAGCUUUUUUGCUGAUAAACUUUCUAAUAAGGAGCCUGAUAUCUCUUGCCUUGAGAUUGAUGAUUGUGAAGAUGUUGAGAUAUAUGUUGAAACUGUGGGGCUUAUGUAUUGCAAGGACGUGAAGCAGCGGUUAAUCAAGCAAAGUGUCUCGCGCGUUCUUCGGAUUAUCAAGGUUGCCGAAUUUCUUGGCUACAACUCAUGUAUCCAGUCAAGCUUGGAAUAUCUGGAAGCUGUCCCGUGGGUUGGGGAAGAAGAGGAAGAAAAGGUAGUAUCUUCAGUUAUACGACUCCGGAAUGAAGGAGUUGGAGUCACUCCAGUUUUAAAACGAAUCUCGUCUGAUGCCAAUCCUCCUAAAGAGACACUCUCCCACAUAAUGGAACUUGUUCUUAAAAGUAACGAGGAAAGAGGUCGCCGAGAAAUGAAAUCUGUAGUACUGAAGCUCCUACGGGAGAAGAACAGUCUUCCGAGUUAUGCGGGUCCAACUGACAUCUGCAACGAAACCAUCUACAGCUCAUGUAGAAGUUGCUUGAAUUCUCUUUUAUCUUCGUUCAGACAAGCUUCUGAACCGGAGUUUGCAGAUAACUCCAUGGACGGUAGGGAACCGGUGGUGAAACUAAUAGCUCUUGAAGCUGAUAAUAUGACGUGGUUGCUCGAGAUUUUAGCCGACAGGCAAGCAGCUGACGAGUUUGCUUUAAUUUGGGCUAGCCAGCAGGAGUUGGCAACCUUGCAUGCGAAAUUGGCUAUAGUCUCUCGCUACCAUGUUAGCUGCAUUACGGCAAGAUUAUUUGUCGGAAUUGGAAAGGGGGAGCUGCUACCUUCGAAGGAUACACGCCACCUGCUGUUACAAACAUGGUUGCAGCCAUUGAUAAACGACUACAAUUGGUUACAACAUGGUUGCCGGUCAUUUGAUAGGAAGGCAGUGGAGGAAGGCAUCGGAAGGACAAUUCUGACUCUACCUUUGGAGAAUCAGCAGAGUAUUUUGCUAACUUGGUUGGGCAGUUUUCUGAAAGCUGGUGAUAAUUGCCCCAAUCUCCAGAGAGCCUUCGAGGUCUGGUGGCGGAGGACUUUCAUCAGACCGUACGUCGAAACACAAGGUAAUAAUUUACUCCAGUCCGAAAGCUCAACAACAUCAAAGCAAUAAACCAAGUGAGUCACUCGUCUUUUACGACAAGCAGGCAUAAUCUCUGAUUUAGCAAGAGCUAACAGGGUACAAAUUCCGAGGCAAAACAGUUGAUAAUAUCGAUGCUAGUACCGGUUUACAGGCCUGUAAAAUUCUUUUCAGCUGAUGGAUAUGGGUAGAUCAGUGCUUGAUGUAAGAAAUUAAUGAAAAGAAAAUUGAAUUUGAAGUUACUUCUGUUAGUAUAUCUAUAAUUUUCCAUCCAA